Gossypium arboreum is the source of this 1331-nucleotide messenger RNA. Its product is annotated as calcium uniporter protein 2, mitochondrial. Gene Ontology annotation, biological process: mitochondrial calcium ion homeostasis; calcium import into the mitochondrion. The record is from RefSeq and is a predicted model, not a curated record. Bases 135 to 1184 code for a protein of 349 amino acids. The transcript has 2 exons. Lineage: Eukaryota; Viridiplantae; Streptophyta; Magnoliopsida; Malvales; Malvaceae. Gene Ontology annotation, molecular function: calcium channel activity; uniporter activity. Gene Ontology annotation, cellular component: uniplex complex; mitochondrial inner membrane.
UAAAAAGGGAUUAAACCCUCUAUUGAUUUGCCAUCAUCAUCAAGCAAAGCAAAAGCUUUGAAAUCUUUACUCUCUUUCCCAGAAAUACAGGAAAAAAAAGAGCUUUUUUUUAUUAUUUUCUUUAAAUUUCAUCAAUGGCGUUGAAGAAAACUUUGGUGGAGAAGCUUUUCAAUAUUUCGAAAAUUUCAUCACAAGCUGUUACCAAUUGCCGGAUUUCAUCAACGACGAUUCAAAAUCGAAUCUCGAAGAAUGCCGGGAAAGGUACGGCCGAAAUGGCACCGGAUCCGGGAGAUCUUAACGGUGCCGGUAAUGGUGUGUUCAAGCGGUUUCUUCAUAAAGGAUCUGCGGUUUCACCGGCAAUGAGGACGUUACCGAGGGGGAAAGAUUUGAUUGAGAAGUUGAAGGAGAUUGAUAUGUCGAAGGAUCGGAUCCGUUUAGACGGGUUGAACUUGAACCCGGUCUUGACGGCUAAACCGGUGGUGCCGGAGGUGACUUCGUUGUCGGUUCAGGAAUUGAAGAAGUUAUUAAGGGUGGCGCAGUUGGAAGCGGUGAAAACGAGGUUGAUGAAGACAGGUAAAACCUGGAUUUCGUAUUCGGAUUUCAUUCGGAUCUGCGGUGAAAGCUGUUCGGAUCCAGAACAAGGAUUGCAGUUCGCUAAAUCGUUAGAUGAAUCUGGAAACGUCAUCGUGCUGGGAAACGUCGUCGUUUUACGACCCGAUCAGGUAGCAAAAGCACUUGGUGGUCUAAUUCCUUUACCCGAACCCGGUCCGAGUGACCCGAGAAGAAAAGAAUUAAUCGAGUUGGAGCAACAAAAAGCCGCGAUCGAUACGAAAGCUGAUUCCUUGGUCCGUCGUGAACUCUGGCUCGGUUUAGCUUACUUGGUGGUUCAAACCGCCGGGUUCAUGAGACUAACCUUUUGGGAACUCUCAUGGGAUGUGAUGGAACCUAUUUGCUUCUACGUCACUUCCAUGUACUUCAUGGCCGGAUAUGCAUUUUUCCUUAGAACGUCCAAAGAACCUUCUUUCGAAGGAUUCUAUCAAAGCAGGUUCAACGCCAAACAAAAGAAACUUAUCGAGUCUCAAGGCUUUGAUAUCCGAAGAUAUAAUCAACUAAAAGAAAUAUUUUACCCGGAUUCAUCUUCCCAACAAACCUUUAAAACGGCAUCAUUUGAUCAUUCCGAAUAAAAUAGAAACAAGAAAUAAUACAAUUUUGUUUUUAGGAUUCUAGGGUGCGGCUUUUGUGUAAUAGUCUUUAAGGAGUCCCUCCUUUUUUUAUUUCUCCCAUAUGAAAUAUUGGGAUUGAAAGUUAAUCCAAAUACGAAAUUAGAUAAA